AUGCCCUCCCUCCCCCUCCUCUCCCUCCCCGCCUACUACGCCCUCGCCGCCUAUCCACACGCCUACGCCAUCUUCGGGCCUGGAGCCUCCAUCAUGACCGAGCGCGACAACACCAGUCCGAACGGGGCGCGCAACCAGGAACUCCUCAAGAAACGCCUUUCCCCCAAAGACUAUGCUGCUCUCGAGAACAUGCCCCUCUUCGCCGCCGCCGUCCUGGGCGGGCUGUUCGUCGAAGCCCAGACCAGCUCCCUCGUUGGCACCACAUCUUUCGCAAUCGGCGGCCUGCUGCUCCGCGCCGCCUACACGUGGAGCUACCUCAGCGUCACGAGCCAGAACUGGAGUUAUCUGCGCAGUGUGCUGCAUAAUGCGCAGGUUGUUUGGUCGUUUGUCGUGUUGGUGCGGGCGGCCAUGGCGUUGGGUUGA
Messenger RNA from Saxophila tyrrhenica, 423 nucleotides. RefSeq lists its product as uncharacterized. The record is from RefSeq and is a predicted model, not a curated record. The transcript is spliced from 2 exons. NCBI's taxonomy places the organism in Eukaryota, Fungi, Ascomycota, Dothideomycetes, Mycosphaerellales, Extremaceae. Bases 1 to 423 code for a protein of 140 amino acids.